AUCAUUCAAAACUUCACGUUUGAUCACAAGCUGUUUUCCCCCCCCAACAGCCUUUAUAUCUUUUUGUUGUUUUUGUUUUUAAUAUUGCAUGUUUGAGUGACAUUGUUGGUCGUGUGUAACCUUGGAGCGUGUGUGUGGGGGGGAUGGGCGCAUGUGAUUGGGUAACCAUUGACACGUUCGACGGAAUUGUUGUUGGGUGGUUUUGUCUAGUUUUCCAACAUUUUGGCGUUUUUGUGAUGUCAAAGUAGCUAUUGAAUAGAAUAUUCUGGUGUUGGUGAUGGCAGUUGUUUAGCAACACAGCGAAAUGUUUUAUCAGGCGUAAAAUAGAUUAGAAGUAGUUCCAAGAUGGUGAUUUUAAAAACUGCUGCGUCAUCUUGUUAUGUGUGCCCACCCUGUCUUUGAAUUACGCUUCUACUUUCAUGAUGAAAGUCGCGUUAAUCGCCACUUUAUUCUUUUUUUGAAACGAUGUCGUGACGCACGUUUAACAGUUUUUGCUAGUCUAACUCUUUGUUCGCAGUGUUCGACGGUAUUUGGUCCUUUUGUGUCUUUUAACUUCUACAAAACACGGCUGUCGAUGCAGUUUCGGUUCGCUUGUGACACGCAGAGUUUGUUUGAAGGUGUCUUUGGAAAGUUUAAUUGGGAUACCUGAGCGUAAUUCGAUGAUUUAACCUCUCGUCGUCGUGCUUAAAGAUGGCGACCGGCGCCCCUCAGCAACUGAUCUUCUGGUAAGUGGGGAGAGGCCCGAAGCUCUUUGAUUUGCUCGUCAUCCCGCGGCUUGACCAAUAGUAUUGCAGAUGAACGCACUGAAAGCCCGCGUUGCUUGCGCCUUGGCCAAUCGCAGCCUUCGUUGACGUAAUUUUAAGACCUUCAAGUUUAGAGGCGCUUGGAACGUCCUUGCAAAAUGUCCUAGUGCUCUCGUUCACAAAGAAGUGUACACAUAAUUUUGAAGAAGAAAAACAAGCAGGAGCGAUUAAACGUUUUUGUGCGACUCGCCCUACAAGUCAAGGAAGUGCUUUGAAUGUUUUCGUCUUCAAAGUCUUCACAAGCCGUUUCAGGGUGCGGUGACGUUGACUGACAACGCGAAGAGCCAAUCGCGACUCAAAGGGCGGGGACGUUUUCAGCACGCGUGGCCAAUAGGGUGCGUCGUGGGCCUAUAAAGGAGUUGGCGUAACUAGUCAAGCGCCAUUUCCACGAAGCGGGAGGAGGGUCACGUCGCCACUGGAGGGAGUCGAUACAGAGGAGGGGAAAAAAAACAAAACAAAAAAAAACGGGAAGCGGCACGGAACCGGAUGCUGGUUUGAGUGUAACAAAACCCAAUCCGGAUCCAUCCUGAUGGAUAUGGCCAUUAACCCGCUGAUUGACAGGUAUCUACUGGUAAACUUGACCUUAUGCUUCACAUCGGAGGCGAUAUUUUGCAACUUUUGUCACGAAUAUUUUAUUUUGACGAGAUGUCGCCGAUGCCGGCGUUCUCUCUCUCUCUCUCUCUCGUUCUCUCUCUCUAUGUGUUUGUGUUACGCACGGAGAAAUUGACUCUCACACGGGGAAUGUUGCCUCUUUGAUAGGGCUCGGACGCGGACUUAAUUCCUAAAAUGUGUGCGAAGUGUCAGUUGUGCUGGCCGGCGCCAUGUUCGCAGCGCCGCUGCUAGCCUUGUUAGUUAGCAAUAGCGCGCAGUAAUCUUGCACUGUAAUCACUCGUCACUAUUGUGACCCAUAUGUUCCGGUUCCAACGCGCGGAACUGUCCUGGUGGCGUUUGACGCAACGACAAGUUCAAAACGUCCGUGUUUAUGCCCCGUCGCCGGUGUUUCGUUUGCUUCAACCGGUAAACGUUUACGUGUGAAGCUAAUGAUGCUACUAAACCGCCACCGGACUGGUUUGUGUGGUCUGUUGCCACGGUUACAGCGCCCAGUGUCACUCAAACUACAUUAAGAUGAAACGCAGUUACUUUUAUUUUACUACUACCAAUAUGUCGUUAACAUAUCAGAAUAGGUACCGAAGUAAUUUUUGUAAGGUCUUGGAUAAAAAAAUAAUAAUAAUUGCCUCCCGCAGAUUACCAUGACCUGGAUGCCUGAGAAUCUACACAAACAAUUUUUAGCGAGCUAUUUUUUGUUUGUUUGCUUGUUGACAUUGUGAAACUCCCACGGUGGGCUAGAUGUUGGCCUAAUGGGGCUCACGGCACUGGACCAAGGUUCCAGCACAGCUGGAAAAAGGAUCCGGAAACCGUCCCUGCUCUACGAGGGCUUUGAAAGCCCCGGGAUGCCCCCCCACAGCCAGAACGCGGCCCCUGGCCUCCCACAGUCCCUGGUAAAAGACUCUGGCCGACGGGGUAAGAUGACCAACCAGCUGCAGUUCCUGCAGAAGGUCUUGCUCAAGUCGUUGUGGCGUCACCACUUUGCUUGGCCCUUCCAUGAGCCCGUGGACGCCGCUAAGCUCAACUUGCCCGAUUAUCACAAGAUCAUCAAGAUCCCGAUGGACUUGGGCACCAUCAAGAGGAGGCUAGAGAGUAACUACUACUACAGCGCCAGUGAAUGCAUGCAGGACUUCAACACCAUGUUUACCAACUGCUACAUUUACAACAAGCCGUCUGAUGACAUCGUUUUGAUGGCCCAAUCCCUGGAGAAAGCCUUUCUGCAGAAGGUGGCUCAGAUGCCCCCCGAGGAGGUGGAUCUGAGCCCCCCCCCUCCGCGCAGCAGAACGACCAAAUUGGGCAAGAGGGGCCGAGGAAUUACGGUCUCCGGAGGCAUCACCACCGCCCACCAGGUGCCCGCUGUUUCCCAGUCGGCUUACUCGCCGCCCACCCCGGAGACCCCCGAAUCUAUCCUCUCCGUGCUGCCGCAGACCAUCAUGGCCAAGAGUCUGGCCCUCACUCUGCCCAACGAGCACGGCAUCCCCACCAUGACCGGCCUGCCUCCCACGCAGCCCACCACCAAGAAAAAAGGCGUGAAGAGGAAAGCUGACACAACCACCCCGACGACGGUGGCCAUGCCCAUCAUGACCUCCAUGGGCGUGAGCGGCAUGGGCUUGGGUCUGGGCAGAGGGCACGACUCCCCGCUCAACCUCACCGCGCUCGGGGUGGAGCACGACUCCGGCCUGAGCCUCGGCCAAGGUCUAGGCCUGAGCCUCGGUCUGGGUCUGGGUCUCAACCAGGGACUGGGCAUGAACGUGGACCACGGGCAGGUCAUGCUGGGCGGCAAAGCGCCCGGCGGGUGCAGGAGAGGUGUGAGCGGGCGUCCUAUCAAGCCCCCCAAGAAGGACUUGCCCGACUCCAUCUUGCCGACCCCGGUGCGUCGCAGCAAGCUGACGCCGCAGCUGCGCUAUUGCAGCGGUGUCCUGAAGGAACUUCUAUCCAAGAAGCACGCCGCCUACGCCUGGCCCUUCUACAAGCCCGUGGACGCUUCCUCGCUGGGUCUCCACGACUACCAUGACAUCAUCAAGCAGCCCAUGGACCUCAGCACUAUCAAGAGGAAGAUGGACAGCAGAGAGUACGUUGACGCUCAGCAGUUCUCUGCGGACGUCAGGCUGAUGUUCUCCAACUGCUACAAGUACAACCCCCCCGAUCACGACGUGGUGGCCAUGGCUCGGAAGCUCCAGGACGUGUUCGAGUUCUGCUUUGCCAAGAUGCCCGACGAGCAGCCGGCGGCCCCGAGCUCCUCGUCGUCCUCGUCGUCCUCGUCCUCCUCUUCGUCCGAGAGCGAGCUGAGCAGUGAGGAGAGCGAGAGCGAGAGCAGCCCCAGCUCGGACUCGGAGGAGGAGCGAGCCAACCGCCUGGCUGAGCUGCAGGAGCAGCUGAAAGCCGUCCACGAGCAGCUCACGGCCCUCUCUCAGGGCCCCAUCGUGAAACCCAAGAAGAAGAAAGAAAAGAAGGACAAGAAGAAGAAGAGGAGGAAAAGCGAGAAGCAUCAGAAGAUCGAAGAAGAGCUGCUCCCCAUCCGGCCGACCAAACCGCCCAAAGCUACCAAAACGCCAAAAAGCAAGAGCAACAAGGCGAUGGGCAUGAUGCCAAUCAAGAAGGCCACCAGCAAGAAAAACAACAAAAGCAAGUCCAAAAAGGGAGGCAUGAUGUUCAGCAUGCCGCCAGCCGUCGCGGAGCCCAUAAUUCCUCACUUUGACUCCGACGAGGAGGAGGAGACGGCGCCCAUGUCGUACGACGAAAAGCGCCAGCUCAGCCUGGACAUCAACAAGCUGCCCGGUGAGAAGUUGGGCCGCGUGGUCUAUAUCAUCCAGUCGCGAGAGCCCUCCCUCCGAGACACCAACCCCGAGGAGAUCGAGAUCGACUUCGAGACGCUCAAGCCGUCCACGCUGCGAGAGCUUGAGCGUUACGUCAUGACGUGCCUGAGGAAGAAGCCGCGCAAGCCUUACGCCAUCAAGAACAGCGCUGGAAAGUCACGUGAAGAGUUGGCGCUGGAGAAACAACUCGAGCUGGAGAGACGGCUGAUGGAUGUCAGCGGGCAGCUCAACUCUGGGAAGAAGCCCACCAAAGCCAAGCUGGAGAAACCAACCACCGAGUCGAGCGCUCAGCCGUCACGUCUCAGCGCCAGCAGCUCCUCAUCGGACUCGUCCUCAUCUUCCUCAUCCUCGUCAUCCUCCGACACCAGCGAGUCCGACUCUGGCUGAGAUGCAGACAACCCCCUCCCUUUUUUUUUUUUUUUUUUUUAUUUGAAUUUUUAUUUUUAUAAUUUUUUUAAACGGGGUCUGUUCUGUGACCCCCACCCCGGUGCGCCACUCCCCGUUGGACCGGACCAGAACGGGCGGUCCGGCCGAGAGAGGCGGCGCCUUCCCUGGGGCAGCGUGAGGGGGGCCGAAGGCGACUCGUUUCGGGUCCGGGAAUAUGGCCGAGCUAGGCAGGCUUCAUCGGGGGGAAAUGCGUUGCAUGUGUCUGGGGGGAGUUUGGGUGCUAGAACCAGAGUCCAAGUUUAACUUCUGGAGAUUAUUUUCCCUUCUUACUGUGCUCGCUGUCUUGACGGUGUGUGUAGAUGUUCUGUACAGUUAUAGAACUCAUUUUCUUUUAUAAAGAAGCAUUUUACUUCUUCCCCCUGUGGGAACCGUCAACUUUGUGUGUAUUGGCUUUUCAAAGACAAACGUGUGUGUGCGGCCUGCUGAAGUUCAAUAGUUUUGACGCAGGCGUUGAAAAGUGGGCGCGUACUCGCACGUGGCGUGGCGCUCCACCCGUGUGAAGUGUUUUGAUUAAGUCGAAAGUUGAUUUCGCCUACCUACUGUUUUUGUUUUCCCCUCCUUUCCACCGUUACUCUGUACACUCGUUUGCUCCUUGUGACCAAUUUGCUAAUAAAAACAAAAGCUGCGAGGGCA
Molecule: messenger RNA, 5305 nt
Organism: Phyllopteryx taeniolatus (common seadragon)
Lineage: Eukaryota; Metazoa; Chordata; Actinopteri; Syngnathiformes; Syngnathidae
Gene: brd2a
Product: bromodomain containing 2a
Exons: 12
Coding region: 2162-4612 (816 amino acids)
Biological process (GO): regulation of DNA-templated transcription; chromatin remodeling
Cellular component (GO): chromatin; nucleus
Source: RefSeq, a predicted model, not a curated record